CGUUGGAGGCGCCAUCCCGAUCCUUCGUCUCCAUCUUUUGUUGCUGCAGCCAGAUCAGCUCCCGGCGAGUAGUCUGCAAGUCCAACGCUGCUGCCCUUAGUGCGCCCGGCUGCUCCGUCCUCCCCCGCGCCUAGGCAUCAUCCACAACGGCUAUCCAGUUGGCCUAACACGUCACCGUUCUGCUCCCGCGACCCUCCUGAUAUCUAUCGAUACCUAUCCUUCCAGGCACCGGGAAGUGCCUCUGUUGAGUGAGACCAUUGUGGGCGCAUACCCUCCGACCGAUAUUAUAUACCUGGGGCGCAAAGAGGGGAAGAGGACUCGAUUGCAUUUCGUCUCGCUACCCACCCCCUUUACGGAAUCGAUCUUCCUUGAUGCAUUGUUGACAAUUCGAUGCGCAUGUGAGAGUUGAGAAGAUCAUAUCCCAUUCCCUUGAAUACUAUCGCUAUAUACCCACACGUCCGAGGUUAUCACCAUGUUUCACUCAUCGAAGCCGUAUACGGCUGUGACGGUCCAGAUCGAGGUCCUCACCAGCGAACAAUAUGAGGUGGAGGACUCCAGUGGAAUCGUGGACCUAAUCGAGGCCAUUCGCAUCCAGGGCAGUGGUCCCACUGAGGCAAGUCGCGCUCUGCGUAAGAAACUCAAAUAUGGCAACCUUCACCGCCAAUUGAGAGCGCUCACAAUUCUGGAUUUCCUGAUCCAGAAUACGGGUGAUCGCUUUUUGCGGGAAUUUGCCGAUGAGCCAUUGCUCGAGCGACUCCGAAUUGCCGCCACCGACCCAGUUUCUGACCCGUUGGUGAAAGAGAAAUGCAAACAGCUCUUUGGGCAAUGGGCAGCCUCAUACAAGAACACCCCCGGUAUGGAGCGGGUGACGGGCCUUUAUAGACAGCUACCGAAGCGCAAGCAGCCGGCUGUCCAGGCGAAGGCCAAGGUAUUAAGGGACUCAGGUACCUCUGACGAACCUGCAAUGGGCCAUACUGUGUCCGUGUCGGCCGGAAAUGGACCUGCUACGGUGCUCACGGGCCCGAAACACAAGCACACAUCCAGCAAAUCGUCUCUAUCUUCAUUUAGGAAAGACAAGCGGGAGAAGAAGACAUUAAGUCGGUCUUUCAACAUCGACAAGGAGAAGCCAGAAAUCCUGCAAACCCUCGCAUCAUCCUCCGUCGCCAGCACAAACCUCUUGAACGCGCUGAAGCUAGUCAACCGCGAAACGCAUCGUGUGAGCGAAGACGCUGAAGUCCUAAACCGGUUCGAGACAUGCAAGACGUUACGGCGACAGAUUCUCCGAUACAUCCAACAUGUGGAGAGCGAAGAAUUCCUGGGCAGCUUAAUCCACGCGAACGAAGAGCUCGUCACGGCACUGAUGGCAUUCGAGGUCUUAGACAAGAGUGUAGACUACGACAGUGAUAGUGACCAGGACGUACUAGAAACCGGAUGGACCCCUGAUCGCGACGACCUCCCCGAGACAUUCGCAGGACUAGUCGUUAAUCCCCGGAAACCACCCCGGCCUCCUCGCCCCAUGAGCAUAUCCGUGCCAUCCUCAUCGUCAAGGAGAGUCUACAGCUCCAGUGAAUCCGAGUCCGAAGACGACGACGACGAAGACAACCCCUUCGGCGACCGCAACGCCAUCCGCACCCCUGGCAUCGAAAGACACGAACCUACCUGGAAAGAAGUCUAGAUGAUCAAGACCAGGUUGCCCGCAUUUUCCACACCCACAAUACAUAUCACAUCAAACCGAACCAAUCCAAUCCAGAUUCGCCUCACUUCUCCACGACAAGAAAGAGUCAUCCCCUCCGCAAGGACAGCUUAAGCUUUCGCGUCACUCUAUAUCCCUGCCCUUCCUUGGACGGGUAAUCCGCAUGGUACGGGCGCACGGGGUAGUUGCUAGAAUGAAAUUCCAUGUAUGAAUGAUGUACUUACUACCUACGGGUCUAAAACUCCAUAACUACCCCUAUUCCUAAGUAGUCAGCCGUGACAACCAUCUGAUAGGAGGAUAAUGGCUACAAGAUAUUGGCGUAGCCCGGUGAACCGAAGCCCCUCGAAAGAUGAUGAUACACUAAGAGACAGGAUAGGAUACUCCAAC
Messenger RNA from Aspergillus ibericus CBS 121593, 2080 nucleotides. Its product is annotated as LSB5 family protein. Gene Ontology annotation, cellular component: actin cortical patch. The coding region runs from base 473 to 1675 and encodes 400 amino acids. Gene Ontology annotation, molecular function: ubiquitin binding; phosphatidylinositol binding. Gene Ontology annotation, biological process: actin filament organization; endocytosis; actin cortical patch localization. NCBI's taxonomy places the organism in Eukaryota, Fungi, Ascomycota, Eurotiomycetes, Eurotiales, Aspergillaceae. The record is from RefSeq and is a predicted model, not a curated record. The transcript has 4 exons.